AUGGAUGAGUUGCUUCAGGCCCGCGGCGGCCUUAAUCUGGAUGCUAGCUCGAUAUUCUUACUUUCGAUAACCAUUCUUGCCUUCUUAAUACCUGUGGUUGUGAUUUUACCACCUGUCGGACUUCAAAAAGCCGAUGCGCUGAUCCAGACGCACACAAAGGCUGGAGUUGACGGUUCGAAGAGUAACCUGAAGAAGCAGUUCUCCGCUGAGCAUUCGCCACAGGGCAACGAGUCACCCAAGGUUCAGAGCUUGGUCAUCUACCCAGUCAAGUCAUGUAAGGGCAUUGAACUGACGAGGAGCAAAGUCUUCCCGUCAGGGCUGCAGUUCGAUCGCCUCUUCACAUUUGCACAGCUCAAAAGUCCCUUCCCCGUGGCGGUGGACUCCACAGAUGAGGAGAAAUCGCAGCACGCAUGGGAAUUCAUUACUCAAAGGCAGUUCGCCAGAUUGGCUAAUGUUACCGUUGACCUGUGGUUACCGGAUGAGAUGAAACUCCGGAAGCAGUCAAUGAAAUCGAAGGAGGCAUUUUUGGUCAUACGAUUUCCUUGGAAGGAGGAUGGUUGGCGUGGUAUUUACUCAACGAUUACGGCGAAGCUUCAGAGAGGACGUGCUGCUGAGCCGGAAAUAGAGAUCUUGCUUCCGGUGGACUUCCCAUCGGAAGCAGAGAUCAAGGAGAACGGCUAUACGUUCGAAAAUGUCAAGAUAUGGAAAGAAACCGUCAACGCUCUUAACAUGGAAAGGGAGUUGCCCUCGGAGCUACGACGGUACUUGGGCGUUAGCAACAAACUCGGCAUAUUCAGAAUUGACCCAGACCAACUGCGUGAGGUCUAUCGAUGCGCCCCAAGCAAGGACGAGGCUGGAUAUCAACCUGUAACAGGAUUUCAGGACGCUUAUCCCCUUCACUUGAUGACGCUAAACAGCAUACAAAAGUUCAGCGAAGAGGUUCCCAAAGAUGAUGGCUUAAAGGAACUCGACGUACUCCGAUUCCGACCUAACAUCAUCCUUUCUGGCGCCGAUGCCUACGACGAGGAGACGUGGAAGCAAGUCCGGUUCAAGCCGGGGAGUUCAGGUCUUUACAACGACGCCUCGUUCCAUGUAUCAUGCAGAACUGUCAGAUGCAAGAUGCCCAACGUCGACCCCGACACCGGCGUCCGGCACCCGAGCGAGCCGGACAAGUCGCUCAGGGCGAAGCGGGCCGUCGACGAGGGCGCCCCGCUGAACGGCUGCCUGGGGAUGCAGCUCACGCCCCUGUACGACGCCAGCCUGGGCGACGACCGCGAGUCUUGGAUCGCCGUCGGCAUGACGGUCGAGGUCGAGGAGCGGGGCCACCAUGUAUAUAUCAAGCAGUAA
Messenger RNA from Annulohypoxylon truncatum, 1347 nucleotides. RefSeq lists its product as uncharacterized. The record is from RefSeq and is a predicted model, not a curated record. The coding region runs from base 1 to 1347 and encodes 448 amino acids. NCBI's taxonomy places the organism in Eukaryota, Fungi, Ascomycota, Sordariomycetes, Xylariales, Hypoxylaceae. The transcript has 4 exons. Gene Ontology annotation, molecular function: catalytic activity; pyridoxal phosphate binding; molybdenum ion binding.